Molecule: messenger RNA, 5166 nt
Organism: Symbiodinium sp. CCMP2456
Lineage: Eukaryota; Dinophyceae; Suessiales; Symbiodiniaceae
Source: the annotation of a GenBank genome assembly
AUGCCAUCCCGAGUCUUUCUUUGUGCCUCAAUGGUCCCUGCUGCUACUUGGGCCGCAGUGACCGGGCCUGAUUUCGGGGUGGAACUGGUGGAGAUGAGCGUCGCAGGCUUGACCGAGAUCCCCAAGACGGGGAUCCAGCAGACCACGUUGGCCAUGGGGCUCGCCUACUCCUUGGCCGUCAUUGCUUUCUUGCAGGUGUCUUACUUCUUCCUGACACGGACUUUGACCACGCGGCUUCAGCUGGUGACUGUCAGUGGACAGGACACCCCAACAGCGAUAGAAGCGCCCUCGGCAGCUCCUCAGGGCGCCAAGGUGCUUUUUGCUUCCCUGGAGCACAACUUGCUGCUGCUUCCUGAGAGCGGCAGGGUGAAGUGCGUUGCGGGCGGCUUGGGCACCGUGGUGACAGAGCAGACGAAGUGCCACCCCACGGACUUGUUGGCUGUGCACGCCGUGGCACUGAGUCAUCUGAGAGGACCCAACGGCGAACCGAUUCCGGGAGCCAAUGGCGAACCCACCAGCAUCGACAGCUACGAUCUUCGAAACAAGGACAUUUGGAUCAAGCAGGCCCCGCUGGUGGUCACGGUGGAUGGCCAGGAGGAGACUAUCGAGCUCUACGAGUCCCAUCCACGACGAGAUCAGCAAAACCCACAAGCCCCGCAGGUGACUUACCUCAUGAUGGACCACGAGUGGUUCCGCAACCGCGGGACUCUGUACCCCAGCAGGGCGGAGUCGCUAAACUCGCUGAAGUUCUUCUCGCUCUUCAAUCAGGGGGUCGGUCUGCUCAUCGUGAAGUACAGCCCCUGGGUCUUCCAGUGCCCGGACUACUUGCCAGCGCUUGCGCCUUGGUAUGCCUGGAAGGCCGGGCAGCCGCCCCGGAUGGCGCUGGUGCUGCACAACGCGGAGUACCAGGGCGCCGUCUGCCACGUGCAGGUCCGGCGGCCCGAGCUGCAGAGGUUAUCUGCUGUUUUCAACCUGCCGCGGAAGAUCAUCGAGGAGCACAUGGUUUACGACGGCAGCUUCAACAUGCUGUAUGCAGGCGCACGCUACGUGGCCAUGGCCCAGCGUGGCCGGGGUCUUGCCUCCGUGUCCCCUCGCUACGCUGAGGAGGCACAGCUGCGGCACCAGAUGUUCUGGGGCCUCGGGGAGAUCAGAGGCAUCAACAACCCCAAGGACAGGGACCACAGGAACGAGGAGCUGUACAAUCAGCAUCAGCCGCUGUGGGCGACCAAGCGUGAUGCCAAGCGGGCGGCGCAGGAGCGCUUCGGCCUCCGAAUCAACGACGACGCACGGCUCCUUGUCUUCCUCGGCCGCUGGGUGAAGCAGAAGGGCGUGGAUCUCAUCGCCGAUUGCGCGGAGUGGAUGUUGGCCUCCUACCCCAACCUGCAGCUGCUCAUCCUUGGCCCCGAAACCAACGACGACUCCUUCGGAGUCUAUGCCCACCAGUGCCUGAAACGCUUGGCCUCCCAGGCAAAGGCCGGCCAGCGCUUCGACGGACGCCUCCACGUCUCUGGGGAGUUUCACGACGUGCGCCGCGAUGCCCGAGACCGAGGUUUCUCCCUUUACCAUGCAGCGGACUUUUGCCUCAUGGUCUCUCGAGAAGAGCCGUUCGGCUACGUGGACGUGGAGUUCGCUUGGGGCGGUGCCUUGACCAUCGGCACGCUCUGCGGCGGCCUUGGCAAAGUCCCUGGCAUUUACUUCAUGCCCAGGAAUGUGGAGUCCCUUCAAGCCGUUCGCGAUUGCUUCAAGGCAGCCGUAAAGUCAGCGAUGGACAUGCCUCCGCGCGACUUCCAAGCACUAUCGGCAGAGGCUACUCUGAGCACCUUCUCCGAAGAUGAUUGGAGGAGAGAGCUGCUGCGGCUGUACCACGGCACCCAGAUCGCCCUGCAUCGUGACCUGCGCACGGACCUGAACAGAGUCGUCGAAACGGAGAACGCAGGCUCGCCCGUGUUUGAAGCGGACAUCCCCGUCGAGGAGAUUGUCCAGAGUAUCCUGACGCGUGUCACGGUGCAGCCAAAUCAGGAGUUCGUGAAGCCGUCCAGCUGUCCCGACACCUUGGCAGACGUGGUUUGGGAGCACAGCCUUCGGGGUGAAUCCAGCUGGUUCAGCCAUCUUCUCAACCAGAGGUUUCUGCACACCCAGAUCAUUGACUGGGUCUUGGUCCUGAACUACAUCCUCACGCCUUUGCUGUCACUUUGGUGCGCUAUGCCCGACCACAGUAAAUGCAGUCAACCGGCCAGCUGGAUCGUGGACGCCGACGCUACCCGCGAGAAAUGCAGGCGGGAGCACGUCUGGCAGAUUGGCGGGCAAGGCCUCUACAUCAUCUCCAGCUUCUUCUGGGUCUUCCUGUCAACCAAGGUCCAGCCCUGCAAGAUCCUGGCGGUGGUCACCCUCAUCCGCUUCGUGAUGCUGCUGGCGCCCUUUCUGAGCUACUGGGGUGUCAUAGGGGGCAGCCAGUACACGGCCAUGAUCACACUGGCCCUGGGCUUCAUCAAAGGCUCGGAUGCCCUGUUCAUCUUCUAUGGAUUCAUGAGUGCAGCCGUCGGGGACGUUUGCAAGCUCGCCCUGCGCAUGGGCGUGUCGCUUGGGAUCCUGUACGGCCUGACCCAGUUCAGCCGCUUCGCUCUCAGCACUGCCGGUCAGCUUCGUGGUGGCCUGGUCGUUUUGGGCCUUCUGGGCGCCGCCUUCAAGCUCUUCCUGGGCUGCUGCCUGUUCUACGCCCCGAAGCCCUACCAAAAUUUCACCCUCCCCGGCUUCAGCUUCAGCUGGAAGAGACGAAGCUUGAUCUUCUUGGCCCUCGGAUGGGCCAUCAGUGGUGCGACCAAUACUGCCAUGGACAGGGCUGAUGCUGCGAUCGUCCAGUCCCUAACGCUGGAUCGCAAGGAGCUCUCCUGGGUCGUCCGAGGGGCGCCCUACUUCAUGACCUGGGUUGCCAUGUUCUUCAGCCUGAUCCUCUACAGGUUCCCCAGCGCGUCGCCGCGCUUGGUGAAGACCUGUACGUUCUUCCUGAUCCCACCUGGCUUCAUCAGGGCUGCAGUGCUCUGGGGUGUGCAGGUGCAGGACCUCGACACGCCUCUGCUCGACACGCCUCUGAGCAGGAGCCUCGUGGUUUGUUUGGUGGUGUCCCUGGUCAUCCAGAUGGUGCAGAGCAUCUCCAUGUUCAUCGUCAUUCUUUCCACCGUGCAAAGCCGCUGGCGCUUCAUCGUCUUCAUGACCAUCUGUACUCCAGGCGCCGCCACGCUGCGAGCUCUGUACAUGUACCUGGACGUGACGGACCGGCUACCUUCCGUUCAGCUUUGUCUCAUAGCCUGCUCUGCCGCCCAGUGGCUGGCCACAGUUUUUGCCAGCGUUUUCUUCGACGCAGAGUCCUCGGCCUUGGUGACUCGCAGCAAGAAGGAGCUGGUGAGGCGGAACACGGAGUCCUACAGUGGCAGAAUAGCACAGCUUCGCGAACUCCAUCAGGCUCAGAUGGUGGAGAGAAGUGAUGGACAGGCUCGACCUCGAGCUGCAAGAGUUGACACUUCGGCGCACGAUGGCAUCCGAGGGAUGUGCUGCAUUUGGGUCAUCCUCUUCCACCUGAUGGCAGGGCGGAUACAAUUUUUCCAUAACUAUCAAAUCUCCAUCGACCUCCAGGGCUGUGCCAUCAUGCCCAUCUUCUUCCUCCUGUCGGGCUUCGUUUUGGUUAUGGUUUACGGGCAGAAGCGCUACUUGCUCAGCGGCCACCACAACGAGCCCGGGGCCGUAGACUUCCCCUACAAGGAGUUCUUCAGCAAGCGCGUGGCAAGGCUUCUUCCGGCCUACUACCUCACCACCUUCUUGGCCGUCCCUUUGAUUUGGCUGGGCUUCGGGCCCUUCGCCUGGGCGGACACACGGACCCUCGUCGGCUCUGUGGUCAGCAACAUUCUUUGUCUGACCACACUCUUCAACUGCCAGCUACCGCCCUGGCCAUACGGCUGUCAGUGGGAACAGACCUUUAAUCAGACAGUCAACGGCACCAACGGCACCGGCACCCAGCUUCCCCCCUUAUGCAACAAGGAGGAAAGGGGCCUGCCGAUAGGCCUCAAGAACAUCAACGGGCCCUCCUGGACCGUUUGCACCCUGGUUUGGUUCUACCUGGCCUUCCCCUUCUUGUUGAAGUACAUUCAGCGUUUCAACAACAUGCAGCUCUUCAUCUUGAUUCGAAUCUGCUACUGGGUGCAACUCUUGGUGUCGAUUGCUCUCUUCCUGGUCUACACGGCCAUAGAGUAUGGGGGCUUCGGACAGCUCCGGUACUGGAACAUAGCUCCAGGCGAGCUGGCCUUCACCGUCGCGACGCAGAACCCCAUCUUCCGGGUCCCCGUCUUCAUCAUGGGCAUCUGCGCCGGGCUCCUGUGCAACCGCCACGCAGCGGAUCCUGGCCUGGUAUGGUCCGGGCGCUUCUUCUACUUCUUCCCCGGUAAAGAGCUCCCAGACACGGAGAGGCACAAAACGCUCCCGGAAGACGAGCAGAGGUACGGUCGCUACGGUCGGCUGUGGUGGGCACGCAUCGUGGAUCGCACUUGUUUGUUGCUCGCCGUGGCCUUCGUGUUGGAGAUCAUUGCAGACUGCAUCGUCUCAAGCAUCAUCGAAAGAGAUUGGUCGGCUUCGAAAAGAGUCCCAGAUCCAAAUCAUCCAGGGAAAUGGAUUUGGAAACUACCGGGACCAGAUCAUCAUGUGCAAGGUCUGGGGGGUGCUCUUUGGUUCCAGGCCAUUUUGCCCUACGCCUUCCUCACUGUGGUGGUGGGCCUCACCAGGUCGGGCACGGAUUCCAGGGCGUACCGCUUCUUCAGCAGCAAGAAGAUGAAGAGGCUUGGGGCCUUCUCCUUUAGCGUCUACCUGGUGCACUUCCCCUUGUUGGAGUACUUCAACUACCUCAUCCUCGGCCACCAACCCGCCGGCGCGCCGCUCCACAACUGGGGCGCGGACGAGCCCAUCCCGUGGUGGGGGGCCAUCCUCGUCUUCCUGGGCGCGCUGCUCCUGGGCAGCCUAACCUACUACUACUUCGAGGAGCCUCUGCGGAGGUGCCUCAAUGGAGAGAGACAAAACAGGCCAGCCGCAGGAGCCGCAGGAGCCGCAGGAGGGGAUGGAGUCCCAUCUUUUCAACUGGCCCAGGCGCGCCGGGAGCCCGCCGUGUCGAGCCCGUCGCGGUGA